This is a messenger RNA of Pongo pygmaeus (Bornean orangutan), 6135 nucleotides long. It is a transcript of the gene ZNF583, whose product is annotated as zinc finger protein 583. The record is from RefSeq and is a predicted model, not a curated record. Lineage: Eukaryota; Metazoa; Chordata; Mammalia; Primates; Hominidae. The coding region runs from base 2453 to 4162 and encodes 569 amino acids. Gene Ontology annotation, molecular function: RNA polymerase II cis-regulatory region sequence-specific DNA binding; DNA-binding transcription factor activity, RNA polymerase II-specific. Gene Ontology annotation, biological process: regulation of transcription by RNA polymerase II. Gene Ontology annotation, cellular component: nucleus. The transcript has 5 exons.
GGGGAGCGGACAGUCGAACGGCCUGAGAGGGCUUAGCUGGUCCGGGUGGGGUUCUGAAGGCCAGCGGAGGUGGGCUUACUAGGGAAGGGGGCGCAGCAGAAACUAACGGCAACUGAGAGGCGGGACCUGCGGCCGCCCGGGACCCUCGGCCAACAUCCCAGCAUCCUCUGCGCCGUGCCGGCCCCGGACUCCAUUUCCCAGCGGCCCCUGCGGCCUGCCCUACGGCUGCGGCGCCUUUGUGAGCGCGGCUGGCGGCCAGGAUCGAGCCCUGGCCCGGGCCCUGGCCCAGCCCCGGCCUCCAAGGACCGCAGAGAAGGAGGUGCCCACCGGAGGGAGGAGGCGGUGAGGAGCGCGGGAUGGAGCUGACGCCGGGAGCGGCCAUGCCACCAUGUGUGGGACCGUGUGUGACAGUGUGUGAGAAUGUGUGAGACAUUAAGGAACCGUGUGUGACAAUGUGUUUGACAGUGUGGAACCGUGUGUGAGUCCAUGUGUGACUGUGUGAGAAUUUGAGACCGUGUGUGACAGUGUGAGAAUGUGAGACCGUGUGUGAAUAUGUGUGUCAGUGUGAGACCAUGUGGGACAAAUGUGGGACUGUGUGUGACAAUAUGAGACUGGGUGUGAGAAUGUGUGUGACAGUAUGAGACCGUUGCCCCUGUGUGUGCGGGAGCCUUUGACAGUAUAUGGGACCGUGUGGGACUGUGUGACACUGUAUGUGUUUAAGACCACAUCACUAUGUGUGAGACUGGGAAUGUGUGACAGUGUUAAACUGUCAUUAUGUGUAGACCACGUGUGAACAGUGUGUAAGACCAUGUCACUGUGUGUGUGACCUGUGUGUGUGGGAUAAUGUAAGACUGUGUGACAGUGUGUGUGACUUUGUGAAUAGAGCUUGACCGUGUGUGUAGGAUUAGGUGAGACUGUGACAGUAUGUGAGACCAUGUCACCGUGUGUGAGGCUAUGUGUGGUUGUGUACGGUGUGUGGCUGUUGAUGUGGGACCACGUGAAACUGCGACAGAAUUUGUGUGACAGUGUGUGAGACUGUGUCACUGUAUGUGAAACUGUAUGUGAACAGAGUUUUUGUUGUUGGACUAAGAUUGUAUGUGACAGUGUUUGAGACUGUGCAUGACAGUGUGUGUGAUUACGUGAGACUGAGGGAGAUGGUGUGACUUAGCACUGUAUGUCAUCCCGACAGUGAGUGUGACAGUGUGAGUCAAAAUGGCCUUAUAUGACCCAUUGUGAGAGCAGGGUGGGCUACAAUGUGGGGGCAUGUCCAUAGGUUGCCAGGGGAGGUGCCAGAAUGAGAAACUGUGUGGUUUGUUGUCUGUGAUUUGUGUGGGCAGGAAGCUGUGUGGGUGCUUGGAGAUGCUGGUGUGCUCUGGGGUUUGGGAGACUGCUGUUCUGAUGGAGAGACAGAGAGAUUGGGAUAAAGGGGAAAAGAUGGAGAAAGGGAGAGGGGACGAGAGCUGGAAAGGGAGAGACAGACAGGAGCCUCAGCCUUAAGCCUGAAAAGCUGACCACGCUGGCUGCUUGUCCUCUGGCACAGUAGUUUUUCCAUCCCUCUCAGUCUCUGGGGGCAUGUGAGGAAUUUAAAAGGAAAAAGGAAUGGGAGACCUACCAUGUGCUGUUUAUGAAAAUAAAUGUCAGAAAGAUGAAAAUUUAUUUAAGAAAGGAUAUACCAAGCACUGUGCUCAAUGCUUUAUGUAGAUCAUUUCAGAAUCCUCCCAACAAUUGAUAGGGAAUAGUUACCAUUUCACUGAUAGAGAAACAGGUUUGCAGUGGUUACCUAACUUGCCAGAGGUUGUAUAGGUAGCAUGUGGUGGUUUGGCUGUUUGAGACCAGGUGUUCUGAUCCUUAAGCCUAGUAGUUCUUACCACUAAGUUAUGCCACUUCUUAGGUAAUGGCUUUAUUCUUCAAGGCAGUGAGGUCUGUGGACAAGAAUUCAUGAUAGGGGGUUUGGAUGACUGUUCAUGCAUAGCCUGCCCCUCCCUCCCUCUCUCCUUCUUUCUCUCUGAGGAGAUUGCCCAGAAAAGUCAAGAGAUUAGUUUUCAGUUGUGGGUCGUCAUAAGCCAGGACCUGAAGUAGGCCGUCUUGACUCUUUGAUCGAGUGUCCACCACACCACAUGGACCAUCUGAUACUCACUCUGUGUAUGGAGAUGCUUUCUCUCAGAAAUUUCACUUUGUAGCUUCAUCUCUCAUCCUUGCAGAAAGGGUGGGGACAUAUUUCCUUUCAACAUCAUGAUCGGGUGGAAAGAAUUAAAAGUUAGACCUGGUUUCCAGUUUGGCUUAAUUACUUAUUACUAUGAUGCCUUGAAUAAUUACUCCGAUGAAGAGCCUUCAUGUGUGAUAGAGGGGGAAAUCCUUGCUUGCUCGACUUUCUCAGGAUACUGUCCCUCUCCCAGAGAGGAGCUGAAGGAGUAGGACAGAAGAACUGUCAAAUUCUGGAAUCCUUAAAGCCAUGUCCAAGGAUUUGGUGACAUUUGGGGAUGUGGCUGUAAGUUUCUCUCAAGAGGAAUGGGAAUGGCUGAACCCUGCUCAGAGGAAUUUGUACAGGAAAGUGAUGUUGGAGAACUACAGGAGCUUGGUAUCAUUGGGAGUUUCUGUUUCUAAGCCAGAUGUGAUCUCAUUAUUGGAGCAAGGAAAAGAGCCCUGGAUGGUGAAGAAGGAGGGAACAAGAGGCCCAUGCCCUGAUUGGGAGUAUGUAUUUAAAAACAGUGAAUUUUCAUCAAAGCAAGAGACAUAUGAAGAAUCAUCCAAAGUUGUGACAGUGGGAGCAAGACAUCUUAGUUAUAGCCUUGACUAUCCCAGUUUGAGAGAAGACUGUCAAAGUGAGGACUGGUAUAAGAACCAGCUGGGAAGUCAAGAGGUACAUCUUAGUCAAUUAAUCAUCACUCAUAAAGAAAUCCUUCCAGAAGUUCAAAAUAAAGAAUAUAACAAAUCUUGGCAAACAUUCCACCAGGAUACAAUCUUUGAUAUACGACAGAGUUUUCCCACCAAAGAAAAAGCACAUAAGCAUGAACCACAAAAGAAAAGUUACCGAAAAAAAUCUGUUGAAAUGAAACAUAGGAAAAUCUAUGUAGAAAAGAAACUUUUGAAAUGUAAUGAUUGUGAGAAAGUCUUCAACCAGAGCUCAUCCCUUACUCUUCAUCAGAGAAUUCAUACUGGGGAGAAACCCUAUGCAUGUGUUGAAUGUGGGAAAACGUUCAGCCAGAGUGCAAACUUGGCACAACAUAAGAGAAUACAUACUGGGGAGAAACCCUAUGAAUGUAAAGAAUGUAGGAAAGCCUUCAGCCAGAAUGCACACCUGGCCCAGCAUCAGAGAGUUCAUACUGGAGAGAAACCUUAUCAGUGUAAAGAAUGUAAAAAAGCCUUCAGCCAGAUUGCACACCUGACUCAGCAUCAGAGAGUUCAUACUGGAGAGAGACCUUUCGAAUGUAUUGAAUGUGGAAAGGCCUUUAGUAAUGGUUCAUUUCUUGCUCAGCAUCAGAGAAUUCAUACAGGAGAGAAACCUUAUGUGUGUAAUGUGUGUGGGAAAGCCUUUAGCCAUCGUGGAUACCUAAUUGUACAUCAGAGAAUUCAUACUGGAGAGAGACCCUACGAAUGUAAGGAAUGUAGGAAAGCCUUCAGCCAGUAUGCACACCUUGCUCAACAUCAGAGAGUUCAUACUGGAGAAAAACCUUAUGAAUGUAAAGUAUGUAGGAAAGCCUUCAGCCAAAUUGCAUACCUUGAUCAACAUCAGAGGGUUCAUACUGGAGAGAAACCCUAUGAAUGUAUUGAAUGUGGGAAGGCCUUUAGCAAUAGUUCAUCACUUGCACAACAUCAGAGAAGUCAUACUGGAGAAAAACCCUAUAUGUGUAAGGAAUGUAGGAAAACAUUUAGCCAGAAUGCAGGCCUUGCUCAACAUCAGAGAAUUCAUACUGGAGAGAAACCUUAUGAAUGUAAUGUUUGUGGGAAAGCCUUUAGCUAUAGUGGAUCUCUUACUCUACAUCAGAGAAUUCAUACUGGAGAGAGACCCUAUGAAUGUAAAGAUUGCAGGAAAUCUUUCAGGCAGCGUGCACAUCUUGCUCAUCAUGAGAGAAUUCAUACUAUGGAGUCAUUCUUGACUCUUUCCUCUCCCUCACCCUCCACAUCAAAUCAGUUGCCAAGACCUGUAGGUUUCAUCUCCUGAAUAUGUCUAGAAUCCAACUCUUGAAUCCAUUUCCAUUCCAUCGUCCUUGUCCAAUGCACAUUAAUAUAUUUGACAUGGGAUACUCGAGUAGCUUUCUAAUUGGCCUCCUUGUAUUCACCAUUGUCUCUGUCAGAUGUCUACACUGCAACCAAAUUUGUAUUUUAAAAAAUAUGUUUAAUCUCAUUUCUCCCUCAUUAAAAUUCCUCAGUGGCAUCCCAUGGUUUUUAAGUUAAAGCACACAUUCUUCAAAAUAGCCUAAACACCUAGCCUCUAACACCUUGUUCCAGGCUACCUUCCAAAGUUCGUAUCUUGUGUCACUAUCCAUCUCAUUCUCUGAAUACUUACCCAGGAUUAAGAUACAUAUUCCAGGAUCAAAAAGACCUGGGUUCCAAUUUUUGCACUUCCAUUUUCUGCCCUCUAAUUUGGGGGCAGCAUUUUGUGCUUUGUAAGCUUCAGUCUUAUUUAUAGUGUGGGAAUAAUAAUGGUUCUACCUCAAAAGUUAAUAGAAGAAUGAAAUAAUGCAUGUAAAUUGCUCAGCAGCGUGCCUAGCAUAAAGUAAUUACUCAAACAUUAAUGUAAAGUAAAAAGAUAACCAUACUAUACAUAGAAAGCCAAUCAUCUCAGCCAUGAUUAUCUCAGAAAUAAAAAGAGAUGCAGCAGCUCAGGACUGAGAGAUUGUGAAGUUUUUUUUAAUUAGGAAUGAUAGGCAUUUUUCUAAAAGUAGGUGAGGAGGGUAUCUAACAGUAGGAUUUACAUUAGAGUCCAUGAUAUAGGGUAAGAUGGUGGCUUGUAUCAGCAUUCACUGGAUAUUUAACAGUUCUAAGACACUAAUGUCUUAUUUCAAAAGUCUUUUUUUUUUUUUUUUUUUUUUUGAGAUGGAGUCUUGCUCUGUUGCUCAGGCUUGAGUGCAGUGGUGCAAUCUUGGCUCACUGCAACCUCUGCCUCCUGUGUUCAAGUGAUUCUCCUGCCUCAGCUUCCUGAGUAGCUGGGAUUACAGGCCUGCACCACCACGCCCAGCUAAUUUUUGUAUUUUUAAUAGAGAGAGGGUUUUGACAUGUCAGCCAGGCUUUUCUCUUAACUCCUGAUGUCAGGUGAUCCGCCUGCCUUGGCCUCCCAAAGUGCUGAGAUUACAUGCGUGAGCUACCGUGCCUGGCCUAAAAAAUCAUUUUUAAUAAGACAGUUUACUGAGAUGUAUUCAUCAUUUACAUGUAAACAAAGGCAAAAUCGAAAUUAAAAAGAAAUCUUGGAAAAGUAACCAAUGAUGAGUAGAAAAUAAAGUAUAAGCUUGAACCCCUGUUCUAAAUCUGGGUGAAUGAAUUAUAUCAAACCUAUGUCAUUUAAAAUAAUAAAGGUUGUUAAAUUACUAAAAUUUCAAAACUAGUGAAGAAAAGAAACCAAAACUAUAGGUCAGUUCUCAUAAACUGGCCUACAAACAUGUUUGAUUCUGUAUGCAUCAAGUUUAAAAUACAUAGGAAUACCUUCAGCAGACCAUGUGUUUUCCCUUUCUCCAACAUUCAAACCACUGAUCCUUUACAUCUGACUUCUUAAUAUUACUUCCUGACCCCAGAAGUCUUUUGGCAUAUAAUAAAUGCAGUGAUGAAUUCACAUACGACUAUAGAUACAAACAGAAUGACGAAAGUUUAAUGGAGGAUGAAAAAGAUAAAUAAAUAUUUUAUCCUUUAUAUGGUAAGACAGAUUCACUAUCAUACUGAUGUCAGUAGCCCAUGAAUUAAUUUACAGAUUCUGCCUAACAAAAGUCUAAUAAAUUUUGUAAGGUUUUAACAUGUAUGUGUGAACAUACAUAUUCAUGCUGUUACACAUAUAAAGAAAAUUAUAACAAAGUGACCUAUACCAUCAGUGGUUUAACAGUUUUGGAAAAAUUUAUCCUGCUCUAUACAACAAUUCAUUCUUUCCAUAUGUGAAAGUUACUUUCAAGUGGUUUAUCUAAAUGUGGAAUAAACAGUAUUAGAGGA